UGUCAAUUUUUGUUUGUCAAUUCCCCUCAGGGGUUGUAGCACAAUCGAACCUAGCAAACUGUGGCUGUAGCUAUGUUUGAUUGUACCUACAGUACGGGUUUAACGAUCCCGAGGUACCUGAGCCAUAGUAUUCCUACUGGGGAUGCCAGAAAAUUAUGAAGAUUGUUUGUGAGCAAAUAUAAAAGCAAUAUAAAGCAAGAAUUAAAUGCAGUGAUGCACGCGCACUCAGCAGACUCAGAACUGAGAAAAAUACCAAAGUUUCACCUCUAUAAUAAUACUCUGUGAUGUAUGUUUGAAUUUUUCUACGUUUUAAAUAGGUGGCACUGUUAGUUGAUCAAAAUAAGAUGGCUGGAAGUUAUUCUAGAAAGUCAUUUUUCCCUGUAAUUUAGACUUCACUACCGUUGGCGCAGACGAGGUAUCUCGUCUACUACAUUUCGCACAGUCCUUCAAGUUCGUAUUGUCUACACCGGUGAAUAUAUUCGACCAUCUUUUGCUCGGGAUCGACGCAUGCGCACGCAAUAUUUAUUAGUGGAUUGAGGGCGCGGUUGUCACCGAUCAAUCUCAGUUGCAUUUCUUGUCGAAGCGCCGGUGAUCGUCGAUCAUAACUACGCGAUCAGACACACGGGAACGGAUUUCGUCGUGGAAGGUAUAUUGAUAGUUUGAUUGGAACAAGACUGAAAUCAAAACACCGAACAGAUGACGGUCAUCACAAAGCCCAUUACCGAGAAGGCGGACAAAGUGGAACAACCUCUUUUCGUCGAAUUAAACGUACCGGACGAUACAAAAAAAGAUCCAGAAGCACAGCUUCAGAAUAAUGGUGUAGGAGGUCAUUAUUUAGUCUCCCGCCGGAACAUGCGUCGUCUUCAUGUCACAGCAACAAUUAUGCUAUUUCUCGUUGCAUUGAUGAUUCUCAUAAUCGGCAUUAUUGGUGGCCUCUACAUUUAUCGAAAAUGUGCUAGAACACAGAUGCAUAUAUUUAGAACAGGAUGGUACACCAUUCCUUAUGAAAGUUCAAACAAGGGUCUUAACACCAACAAUGGAGUUCAUCAAGCAUUAUCAGCAGAUUCUGAUUUCUUUAAAAAUCUAGAGAAAAUUGAGAAAAAUGUGGAUAGUGAACUUAGAAGAGGUUCCUUUUUCAAGGAACGUUUUGAAAUUGAUUUGGAGAAUGAAGAUUAUGAAAGAAUUGAUGUGCCCGAUUUUCGUGGUGGGCGCCAAGGCCGGUUUAUACAUGAUUUUAACAUUAACAAAACUGGCAUAAUUGAUAUUGAUGGACAGUGCUGUUUUGUUAUGCCAUUAAAUCGUCAAAGAGUUCUACCACCACGUAAUAUGUAUGAUCUUCUUAGGAAAAUGUAUAAUGGAUACUAUGAAGUGGACACAGAAAUUGUACGAGAAACAAUGAAAGUAAUUGUACCACCAAUCUCUGAUUUAUCGGUUGUUGGGACAUACAUAGCUCGUGAAUGUCAAGAUUUGCCAACGUACAUGUUGACGAAAGUCAAUUCAAAUGUUGUUAAGCGUAGCAUAUCAAGCGGAGUGUUUGGGCAGUAUGCGGGGUUAAAUAUUAUAGAAUUUGAUAUUUUGAAUUUAGAUGAUGUUAAUGCAUAUAAAAAGAGCUCAAAAAUAUGAACAGAAGGAAUUUAUAAUUAUUCUAGAAUAUUUACCACCAGUAGAUCAAUGUAUAAAAAUUAUAUCCAGCCCAGCAAACUUAGGUAAAUCCAUCGUAAAUUCCAGCAAAUUAUUAUUUCUGUCACUCUUUCUAUAAGAAUUUUUUAAUCAAUAGCUACUUAGUUUUAAAUGUACAUCACAUUCAAGACACUCUUAAGUCUUCCCAUCAUUUCCUAUUUUUGCUCUAAAUCAGUAAAACUAUCAUAAAAUUAAAAUGUAUUUGUUUAAGAUUUAGUGAGAGUUAAUUCAAUAGCAGACUGAUUAUAAAUGACUGAUGCAAUUAAGGAACUAUUGCGUUUUAACCUUAACAUUAAUUAAGUUCCAGUGAAACGCUAAUGGUGCUUGUUUAUAACGUAGAAUUGCAUAUUCUUCUCUGUUUAUUUACUUCCUAUGCUUAAAUUCUUUAAUAUGCAAAUCUAGCAAAAUAAUAGAAAUACGUGUUGACAUUGUAUACUUAAUACAUAAUUGCACGAUUGAAUGAUUAACCUGUUAGCUGGGGGAGACAAUUAAUCUUGUCAUUUGGAAAUAUUCUGAUAUCUUUUCUUCAUUUCUUUAAUUGAACAUUCCCGUAUUUGCUCAUAUGAUUAUAUUUUAAUUUACUAUAGUUUUGGAUAAGACGAGUUAACUCGUUUUUAUUGAUGUUUAACUUGAAAUACACAAAGCGUUUCUGGUCGAGAAAUGCGACCCAGUUGACAAGUUAAUAAUUGUACAAACUAGAAGUUAUAUUGUUUUAUCAAUCAUGUACUAAUUCUAUAAAUCAUGAAUCGAAAUAUUUUUACCAAAAAAAAAAAAACAUUUUUAUGAAUGUGUUUAAAAUCGAUGAUUGUUUAAUAACUAAUUCAAGUAUAUUUAUACAAUAUCUGUUUUUCCAUUAGACGAUAAUAAAUGUUGUAUAACAAUACAUGUGAUCUGUUGAAAGAAACUUAACAUUAAAAUAUGUACUGAAGAUGAUAAGAUAUGGGUAAUAAAGUUACUGUGACCAGAUCAAUAGAAUGGAGAUUGAAAUAUGAAGCACAUGAUUAAGUUGCUCUAUAUUGAAUUUCCUUUCUGUUCUAAGAUAUUCCUUUUGCAUAUUUUAAUUUUCUUGAAGUUUCGUGUAACAAACUUGUAAACUACAGAAGGAAGCCAGUAUAGUGUUACUUUAUCAAGCUUGUUUAUUUAAAGUUUAGUAUAACACAGUACAUGCAUGAUUAUUUAGUUGCCUAAUAAAACCUUCAACAAUAAUUUUUUGUUUGCGAUUAUCAGUAAAUAAUUGUUUAAGCUUUUUGUAUUUAUAACUAAACUAACUACAAGUGUGUAUAACUUGCUUUUUUAAUUUUUAAGAGUAUAGAGAAAUCCAGGGAAUCAACUUCAAUAAACUAGAACAAAGGAAGCAACUUCGAAGACAUUUGUUUUAAUGUUACAAUGUAAUUGUACAGUAUUUAAGAUUGUGAUGAUAUAAAGUGUAUAUAUAAUUCUCAUUUACAUUACCAAACAAUUUGUUUACACACAGUACCACAUCAGAAUAGAACUUUUCUAAAAAUGAAAACCUAUGGCGAUGCUAUUCAGAAAUGUCCAGUAUUAGUUAAGUUUAGUGUUUAAUAAAUAUGCAUUUUAUCCUAUAUACUAUUCUGGAUAAAAUAUAUUCUCAUAUAAAUAUUUAUUUGUCUUCUAUAGGAGAAAAUAAUAAAUGAAUUAUCAUGAUUAGUUUCCUA
Molecule: messenger RNA, 3356 nt
Organism: Hylaeus volcanicus
Lineage: Eukaryota; Metazoa; Arthropoda; Insecta; Hymenoptera; Colletidae
Product: integral membrane protein 2B
Exons: 6
Coding region: 697-1623 (308 amino acids)
Biological process (GO): negative regulation of amyloid precursor protein biosynthetic process
Cellular component (GO): extracellular exosome; Golgi apparatus; plasma membrane
Molecular function (GO): amyloid-beta binding
Source: RefSeq, a predicted model, not a curated record